Penicillium argentinense is the source of this 1893-nucleotide messenger RNA. RefSeq lists its product as uncharacterized. Lineage: Eukaryota; Fungi; Ascomycota; Eurotiomycetes; Eurotiales; Aspergillaceae. The coding region runs from base 1 to 1893 and encodes 630 amino acids. The transcript has a single exon. The record is from RefSeq and is a predicted model, not a curated record.
AUGAACUCGACGUUCACCAAUAGAACGUCUAACCGUAUAUACAGAUUCCUCGCCCAGUCGUUUGUGACCUCGGGCUUCUCAGACGAGCCUAUCUUCAAUCAUCCAGGACAUCCGGACCACACCAGUUCAGUCCACGGAGAUACCGAGAUUCCUAACUCAUUGGAAAAGGAUUCUGAAGGAGGAAGUAUUUUCGAGAAUCUACUCCACCAGUUUGACUUGGUCGACGAUGGGAUCGACCCGGCAUUUAGCUUUUCGGCAACAAGCUCACUCGACUCCUACCAAAUGAGCGAAUUUGAUGCAGCAGGACAAGAAAUACCGAUUCAAAACACGAGUGCAUCACUUUCAUUCCCUGACAGCUUUGAUUUAAGCACCCAAGCCUUCCUCGACGGUACCAAUCCCGAAGCGUUGUCGCUGAGUCCUAUGGACCGGUGGAGGAAUUCACCACCGGAGAUGGAAGCUGCGCAUUUGACCGACAUCAUGAAUUCCGUCGCUCAAAGCAAUAACACCGAGUCUCCAUCUUUACAAAGAUUGGCCAGUAAUGCCUCGAUUUCCCAACGACGCAAGCAGCGCCAUCGACCGCCAACACCAUCCAUCGCUGCCUCCGAGUCAAGUGCUUCUAGCAGCUCCGCCUCUUCUGUCCACAGCUUUGGAUCAAAUCACUCAGGAUCAUUUGGAAAGUUCUAUGUGGGCAAAUCAACACGUCGGCGACGCCGGAACCCGCGAAAGAAUUCCCCGACAUCGCAAAUCUGGGCCAAAAAGCAACCUCAGCAACGGCCGUUUCAAUGUACCUUCUGUACGGACACAUUCAAAUCCAAACAUGACUGGACGAGACAUGAGAAGACCCUCCAUUUAUCAUUGGAAAGCUGGGUCUGCGCCCCUUUCGGACCGAUAUACCAAGAUGAAAUCUCUCAUCUGGACCGCUGCGUGUUUUGCGAUAUCGAGUCGCCAUCCGAGGAGCACAUCCAGGGACAUCGGUAUAAGGAGUGUCAGGACAAGCCAGUAGCUCUUCGGACUUUCUAUCGAAAAGACCACCUCUCUCAGCAUCUGCGCCUAGUGCAUAGCUCGGAAAACGCCGUGGCCGGCAUCGCAAAAUGGAAAUCAGAAGUCACGCACAUCAAUUCAAGGUGUGGCUUUUGCUCACAAACAUUUACCCUCUGGUCCGACCGAAAUGACCAUCUUGCAGCACAUUUUCGACAAGGCACCCUUAUCAAAGAAUGGAAAGGCUGUAGAGGACUCGAUCCGGCAGUGGCACUCGCUGUUGACAAUGCCAUGCCCCCGUACCUGAUCGGUAUCGAAUCCACAGGUAUCGAUCCGUUUAGCGCCAGUCGUCGGAAAGGCACAUGUAGGAAUGUAUCAGAAAUCCAAUCCGUUGAAAGUGCAGUCGCAACCGCGGAGGAUAUACGACCGACCCCGUUUGAGCAAUUGACGGAGCAUUUGAUCCGAUUUGUUCGAGAAAAGCAGGAGUUCGGGAUCCCCAUCACAGAUGAGGCAAUACAGCAAGAAGCGCGAGUCUUCGUUUACGGUGAGGAUGAUCCGUGGAAUCAAACUGCAGCAGAUAGUCCGGACUGGCUGAGCUUCUUCAAGGAUGGGAUGGGCCUAGGCUCUGCAUGCGUUAUGAAUGUGGAUGCUGCCCACCAUCCCAACCCGAUCUUUCACCUUCCGUGGGACAUCAAUACAGGCGAAUGGAGAGAUGCCGAGGAAUUAGGCAGUGGCUGUGGUUUGAAUUCCAUCGUCUCUGCUGAGUCCUGGAAGCCUUGGGGCUGGCAGAGCCCGGAGUGUUUGGCGGAGUUCCGCAGAUUCAAUCGUGACUCAGGUGCAUGUCCCAACACGUCGAAAAAUACGGCAUGUUUGUUUGCACAGCCAUCAGAGGCACAUACGAGUACAGGAUUAUAA